This is a messenger RNA of Kwoniella botswanensis, 2655 nucleotides long. RefSeq lists its product as uncharacterized. The record is from RefSeq and is a predicted model, not a curated record. The coding region runs from base 1 to 2655 and encodes 884 amino acids. NCBI's taxonomy places the organism in Eukaryota, Fungi, Basidiomycota, Tremellomycetes, Tremellales, Cryptococcaceae. The transcript has 21 exons. Gene Ontology annotation, cellular component: nucleus. Gene Ontology annotation, biological process: DNA-templated transcription; regulation of DNA-templated transcription. Gene Ontology annotation, molecular function: DNA-binding transcription factor activity, RNA polymerase II-specific; zinc ion binding; DNA binding.
AUGUCGGCCUUGGACCCCUCACUCAGCAUCAAUACGUUAAUGGCAGCUGGUCUGACGGAUAAUCCCGCUCACAACACGGCACAAUCGGCUUCGUCAGCGGCUCUGUCAGAUACCGAUAUACCCAAAGUCCUAGCUCGUAAUGCAGCCUGUCACCAGUGUCGCAAACGGAAGCUAAAAUGCGAUGCCGUCAAACCGAUCUGUACGAAUUGUCAAAAGCCAAGGCAGCGUGGCGUCAACAAGGGCGAUCAUGGAUCAGAAAGUGAACCUUGCUCAUGGGAUGAACCGAAAGAACCGAGUGCUAGAACCCGUCGAAGGAGGGAAUCGGCAAAAAGACAGGCAUUGGCAGCAGCACAAGAACGCAGAGAAGAUGAGCAGGAUCAGGAAGUCAGUGUGAAGAAAGCAAAGCUCAACGAACUCGAAGGUCGUAUUGCUGCCUGUCACAGCGUUCUCGAAGGGCAAAAGCAAGGACUGGGACACUCGAGUUUCAAUGUCACCGAUAAUGCCGCUCCUCAUCUUGGUCAACCCUCUCAGUCUGCCUCCAACGGGGGGUACACUUAUGACCUUCAAUAUGUACAAAAUGCUCCUACCUACAACGGACAAGCGUCCAUGUCGGCAUCAACAUCAGGAUUGGAAAACUCGGCGCACCAACAACAUCUUUCAAGCCAGGGCAAUUGGCAAAACAUCUCGUCGUUCUAUAUGGGCGGGAUUGGUCUCGAGUCUCCCGGAAAGGACUUGUCAGCGAAUCGGACGUUCAGCGAUCCGUCUCAAACAGAUCCGUUAUCGGGCUUCUUUGAUUUGAUCUGGCCAGACUGGCCGAAGGAUCUGCCGAAGUACGAAGUCGUUGAGCAUAUGGUCCGGGUUUUCUUCGAGAAGGUUCCCACUCUGCCCAAGAUGCUCAACAAGAAUCAGAUACUGCAGAACCUGAUGUUACCACCUACCCAUCGUGAAUUCCCCGCUCAACCAUUGUUGCAUGCCAUUCUAGCUGUAACUUCGAACUUCAUCUCUGAAACCUCCUUGGCUGCAAGAGCAUAUUUCCCCGUUGGCGCUUCCUCCAACGAAUUCACCCAUCCAUCAAAAGACUUCGACGGAUCUGCAACGGAACCACACUUCAAUUUCACUAGUUCUUCAGCAGCCCGUAAAAUGGAGACGACAACGCCCUUGAGUCGAUUUCAGUUAUGGCAUCGUCGAAAGGCAUUUCAAACGUUCUCUGCGCGUAUCGACCGAGGUGAUAAAUUUCUGCAAUGUAUGCAAGCCUAUAUUAUCGCUACUACGGUUGACCAAUAUAACGCUUGGUGGACCGAUCUAUGGAUGGAAUCUGGAGCAUGCAUAAGAAUGGCCACUCCCAUGCGUCUCAAUGAAUCUCCAAACGUCCCUCAAAACACUCUAUCCAGAGGCGUCAACUCGCUUUUGCCUCCCGCGGCGAGUGAUAUGGACCAAGCGGAAAGGGAUCGGACCUGGUGGAUGGCAUACAUCUUGGACCGUUGCAACACUGCUAGUACAACCUGGCCAAGUUCUCUAAGCGAGGAUGAAAUCACCGUAGAACUGCCGGUGCUGCAGGCUACGUAUGACAUCGGACAUGGCGAAUUGACAGGAGUGCAGUCUUUACAAUCUCCUGAUUUAUAUACUAAUCAUCCGCCACGACAUCGUGAUAGUUUCUGCCUUUUGAUCAAAUCGUUGAAACUGUUUACAGAGGUGCAGAUCUUCUUCCGUCGGUAUAGCAGAGGGACCCAUAGUAUUGCCGGAUACCUCUCACAUCCAACCUUCAGAGUACUCUUGUCUCAGAUCAACACUUUCAGAAUGAGCUUUCCACCAGAGUUUCGACGUCCUACCUCCUUCAAAGCUGAUCAAGGGGUCGAAGCCUUGGACAGAGAUCUUAUUCAAACUCUCUGGAUUCUCCACACUGCAAGCAUUUGCUUGGGGGAACCCUUGGUCACCAAGGAUACUUGGACUCAUGAAGGAGCUCGUAUGACGCUUGCUGCUAUACGAGCAGCUUUGUCCCUGUUGUAUGAUAUCACUGCCACCAGUUACGAUUUGACUCUGUUCGGUCCUCAUUGCUCUUUCACUUGGUCUUUGGCUGCCAGAGGACUGCUUAGAUUCAUCGAGGCGGCUUCUCAGGCUGGUGAUCCUGUGUCAGCUUCGGUCUUCAGGUCAGAAGUGGAAGUUUUCCGGCUCGCGCUUCAGAGAUAUUCGGAACGAUUCCCAAUCGCAGUCAAGCAUUUGCGAAUUGUCGAUGAUCUUCUCGCACAGAUGGAGCUCCAAUCAAGCGAUAGAAAACCUCUUACUGUUCUGUACACUUGCUCCAUGGAAGAUAUCGUCACAUCUGGUCGACCUGUCGGAGCAUACGCUACUGUCUCAGAAACAGCUUCUACUCAGACGAUGGUCACUCCGGGCGGUUCCAGCGGAUUCACACCCGACUCACAGGGGCCCACGAUCUCACCGGCGAAUGACCAAUCUCGCUCAAAUUCUAAUCAAAAUAUUAAAUCGGGUGACAACGUCAAUAAUCCAAUGCCUGCUCCGUCGGUGUUGGUGGACAGGGGAUUUCAAGAGUCGUGGAAUAUCAACAGUUUCAGUUUCGACAUCAAUGCGAUGGUCAGCAUGUUUGAGAGUAAUGGGGCGGUAUUUGAUGGAUCACAAUUCAUCAUGCCAACGCAAUAG